This is a messenger RNA of Leptidea sinapis, 6881 nucleotides long. RefSeq names its product peptidoglycan-recognition protein LC-like. Gene Ontology annotation, biological process: peptidoglycan catabolic process. The record is from RefSeq and is a predicted model, not a curated record. The transcript is spliced from 5 exons. Gene Ontology annotation, molecular function: zinc ion binding; N-acetylmuramoyl-L-alanine amidase activity. Bases 51 to 1166 code for a protein of 371 amino acids. NCBI's taxonomy places the organism in Eukaryota, Metazoa, Arthropoda, Insecta, Lepidoptera, Pieridae.
AUUAUUUCGUCAAAUAGGACAGGAGUAAGUUGUUUUUACUUAGUUGCAACAUGGCAACGAUAUAUGAAAACUCACAAUGUAGUAGCUUAAAAAUUGAAGGACAUUUAGGUGAUCUGCAAGUUACGGAAGUAUCAAGUGAUAGCGAGGAAGAAACAUGUGAUAUACCAGAUGCUUCAAUGAGUUCAAAGACUUUGUGUCCAGGGUCACUUUCUACUUUUCCUCAAUCGCUUGUGCAGACAUCAGUAACACCAGUUGUUGGGAAUGUAUCAGUGAGUGAUUCAGAAAAUGUGCAAUUUGGUAAUAAUACAUACUUCAAUGGGCCAGUCACUAUCAAGCAGAUCGUACAUGAGAAAUCAGGUGUGGAGAAUGUUUCAUAUUCAAAAACUGAGGAAGAGUUACACAAUGGCACAUUUUCUAAGAAUCCACAUUUGGUGUAUGCUGAAAUCAAGAAAAAUGGAAUAUUGAUGUGGCAUAAAUUGACAUUCUCCCUUGUUUGCAUAGCGAUUAUUGCUGGGAUUGUUGCUGUCGUGGUAAUACUUCAGAACACGGGUGAUACUCAGAAACAUAGCCCACUGACUGAAUUUGAUGAUGAAAAUGGAGCAGAGGAUUCACUUAUAAUCUCAUCAGAUUACCAGAGAAUUGUGUCUCGUUCCGAUUGGCUGGCGCAACCCGUGGAGUCGCCUCUUGAUAAAAUCAGGCAACCCAUACCUUGGGUCAUAAUCACUCACACGGCCACAGAAAGCUGUUCUAGUCAAAGUCAAUGUGUGCUUCGAGUACGUCUUAUCCAGAAUUUUCACAUCGAAUCGCGUGGUUGGAGUGAUAUAGGAUAUAACUUCUUAGUCGGAGGUGAUGGUUCAGUAUACUUCGGCCGCGGUUGGGACUAUAUUGGUGCCCACACUCAAGGAUAUAACAAAUAUUCUAUAGGAAUUGCAUUUAUAGGUACUUAUAAUACCGAGAACCCAGUGAAUCGACAGAUCGAAGCUUGCCAGAAGAUUAUACGACAAGGUGUAAGAUUAGGAAAACUGGCCAAAGACUAUAAACUAUUUGCGCAUAGACAAUUGAUGUCCACUCUAAGUCCCGGUGAUACAGUGUACGAUAUUGUUAAAACUUGGCCGCAUUUUGUUAAGAAUGUUACUGAUAUCAAUAACUUAAUACCUAAUUAUUAGUUGAUAUAUUCUGUUUGGGUCUACAAAUAUAGUAGACAUUACUAUUUACCACCAAUUCUAUUAUACACAUGAACAAAUUUAAAGGAACGCAAAAGAAAGUUUGUAUACAACAUAAAGAUUAUGCAAUUUCUGACAAUUACGUUUAUUAUUUUGGUUUUUACUUAUUAUCUGUUUAUUUUAAAUUACAAAGGCCGAGAAAAGCAUUAUUUAUCAAUUAACAAAAUCAAAUAAAUUAAGUUAAAAAGAGAAACGGAGACAAACAUUUUUGGAUUCAACAUUUUAUUCCAUUUAUCCAUUAAGUUUAGGAAAGGUCCUAAAGUGAGCUUUAAUCAAAACUAAGUAUCGCCCCUUCUAGCUCUUUGAACUGUUUCCAAUCUCAUGGCAUACUCCUAAUAAAAUUAUCAAUAAAAUCCAUUUGUCGUGUUCCAUUCUCACUGUAACGCGUUUUUAAGUUCUCUCAUACUAGCUCCGCUAGAUUUCGAUUCUUAAUUUGUCUCACAAGCUUGUCCCAGACAUGCUCUAUGGGAUUUAAAUCGAGCAAACGAGCUGGCCAUCUUCUUACAUUGAUAUCCACAUCGCGAAGGUAUUCAACAAAUACGGCCGCAGUAUAGGGGCGUACAUUAUCAUUCAUAAAAACAAACCAAUCUCCCAUUAAAAGAGCUAGUGGUAUAUUGCAUUGUAUACUUAAAUGUCAGUUACAUAUCGUGCCGCCGUUAAUGUGCCUUUCUCAAUGACGCAGAGUUCCGAACGUCCAACCUUACAAAUAGCUUCCCAUACCAUAACUGACACUCCACUAUAUUCCUGUUUUUAAAAUAUGAUGUUGCACUGUACGUACCCGUCUUCACACUUUAAUCAUUCCAACGUCUGCCUUAAGGCAAGAUCUGUGAAUAGAACAUGACUCCAAGAUUUGUCGUUCCAAUUGUAUAAUGAUUGCACACAAAAUCAACUCGAGCUACUCGAUGGCAAGAAGGAGGCAAUUAUCUCACCGUUUUAGUGCUUUCUGUAACGCCGCAAACAUCUCAGAGUUUCGAUCUUACCUGAUAAGAAGUUAAGGUCUUGUUGGAAACAAGCACGCUGUUAACGACAAAAUGGUCAUCAUUAAUCUGAAGAUACCUCUUGACAACUUGAUGUAUCACAUAUUUGGAUACUCGUUAUGUUUGGGCAACUUGAAUUGGCAGUUAAAUCUUGCAUUCUCAGUAUGUUUUACGUAAUGAUUCGCACUUAGUAAGAUAAACAAGGCAAUCAAGGCUAAACUAAAAACAAUAUCUCCAAUUCAAAAAUUGAAAAUACUGCGUAGUACAGAAAGACACCAAAUUCGCAAUACUUACGCGUAUAGCAAAUGAAAUUCAAAAGCCUUUUUCUUGCGUUCCACUAAAUUUGUACAUAAGUGUCUUAAUAUACAUCUGCAAUAACGACCUGUACAAGGUCAGAUUAUUUUUCAAGACAAAUGCAUAUUUGGAUAUAAAUCUCGGCAACAGCCUUGAGCGGUGUUAUUCAUUGUCUUAACUUUCAUCAAAAAAUUAUCUUAUACAUUAAAAUUUGUAUAUUAUACUGAUGUUAGCUACAUUUGUAAAUAUUACGAAGUGAAUUAAAUGGCGUUAUCCAUUUCUUUCUUAUUAAGAUAAGUUACAAUUGAUCGUUCCAUUUGGUACAAGGUGUGGUCGAUUUUUGCUUGUAGCACCUAUGACUGUGGACUUAGGCCACAGCGAGGGAACGGAUUGUUUGAUAUUAGUAUAAUUAUGUUAUUUAUUACUGUGAUAAGUAUGGUUAGCUAGGAUAUCAAAAGUUUUAUUUUUGUUACCUUAGAAGAUACCUACGUACUACUUUUUAAUGGCUUGAGUGAGAGUGAAUGUACAAAAAAUGCAUGCAAAAUGUAGCUUCCUUCUGCUUCCCGACACUAACCGUGUUAUUGUGUAGGACGAUAAUAACUUGAGAGUAGGUUGACUAUCAGACAGAUCUUCCACUUUCAGGAGAUUGGGUAACCCCGCACUGGUCUAGAAAGAAUCUUUUUUAAAAAUCAGCUAAGAUAUUAUCUUGUUUAGUUUGUCUAUGGUGUCGGUAAUAUUUAUUAGAUAUAAUAUGAUGUUUUAAAAUAAUCUCAAAGUUAUGUAUAUAUGUGAGCUAAAUAUGUAAAAUAGAUUUUUUUUUAAACUAUUUAAUUAUGUAUAAAUAAUAUGUAGUGGUUUAAGUACUUGCGUGUAACUAUAGGCCUAUUAAAUGUGAGAUCCAUGAUAGUUAGAUUGUACAAAAUCUAUUUUAAGAAUAUUACGAGUGUAAAAUUGUAUAAUUUAAAUUAAAACAGGUUAUUAUAUCAAUUUAUUAUGUAAAGCUUAAUCUUAAGCGAGGCAUAAUGGUAAUAAGCAUACAACCGAGAGAACCCCUGGAUCUUGAUAUUUAUUUUGUAUAUUGUAAUAAUUAUAGUCUAACCCCCUUAUUCAUAAUAGUCUGCUAACUUAAAGCAUUGCUAAUUCAAAACACUCCUUAGCGGCUGUUUAAAGUUAGCGGACCAUUAUGAAUAAGGGGGUAAGGAUUUUCCUAUAGCUAUCAGCAUUUGUUUUAGAAAUUAUUGCGUGAUAUGUCUUUAAUGGCUACUACAACAAAUAGCGGUUCUAUUACAAUAAAGUAAGACAGAAUUUUAAAACUGCAUACGUAUUCGCUGAGAUUUAUGAAGAUUGAACUAAUAUAGUUUCUUUUACUGAAAUGAAAACUAAAAAAGAUUGUAGACUUUGAAAAACAGUCAUACCCAGGAAAAUACGUAAAGGUUAGUGUAAAAAGUAGUAAGUAAGAACGAAAUAAGUAAAUAAAUAAAGUCAAAUUAAUGGCUAUAAAAGUUAUGUAAUCUUGUAGUGUGUUCAAUCAAAUGAUAUUUAAUGGCGUUCCAUUUUGCAAUGUUUAAAAACAUGUUACGGCUUUUUUGCACGUGGACAAAAUAUGCGCCCUCGUAGUAUUGAUCUGAGCACACCUUCAAAGUUAGAAUACCAGGAAUUGAUUAUUGUAUGUUUUCGAACUGCAGUUGCUAUGCAGUUGAAUUGUGAGGUUAUGCGCAUGCGUGAAUUGUUUAUUGAUGUUAACAUUUAAAUCAAUAAUUUAGUAUAUACUCAGAUGUUAUGAAUAUGUUCUUUGUUAUUUUUCAAUUUAGGGAUUUUAGUAUACUUGUAUGAGGAGGGCAGUGCAUUAAUACAGAAACAAUUAUCUUAAAGCAAUGAACAACAGUCACCAUAGUCUUAAUACAGGUGGCGUAUUACUGCUUUGGGGUCCGUACAUUAGAAUCUACUUUAAGUAAUCCUGAUCUGUAAAAUAAUAAAAAAAACUAGCUUAUAACAUAUUUAUUCUGAAUCUAUGGAAAUAUAAGCAGUAAAAUUAAAGUAAGGGCGGAAAUGUGAAUGAAGGUAUUAUGAAUGAUCAAUGUUUUUAAAUUUAUUGCAAAAAAAAAAAAAAAUCGAAAAGAUAUGUGGUUUCAUUAUAAUUAUACUAAAGUUAAAUAUACGAUGCCUAGUUGUCGCGACGGGCGCAGUUCUUGGUCUAUUUUUUAAACCUGAGAAGAAUUGACGCACGAAUCUCAACAGUUUUUUUUAAAUAAAAUUUCAUAUCAAAAUUUAUUAAUGAAAUAAGGGGGGUCUCUCCAUUCCCAAGCUAUGGUAUCAAUAAGAAAAUGAUUUAUGCUAUAGUUUUCUUUCCUUAAAAAUGAUCUUUAACAUUUUUUUUUAAUUUCGUUACUCAUUUGUUUUGUACAUUUUCUGGGAUCCUUUUGUAAAAGCAUCUACAUUGCCUUACAAGUUUAAUUUUAAUUGCCUUACAAUAUGUUUGUUCCUAGUGCUAACAUUAUAAUUAUCACAGUUUCUCGAAAGUUCGCAACUGUGCCUAUGUACAUACAGUAAAAAGAUCAAUAUCUUUCUAGUGACAGUCAAGGCGUUGACAGUUGGAGGCAGAUAAAAUUAACACCAGGCUAGUUUUAAGACAUUAACGGCCGUUUCCAUUUUUCAGUCAAUCUUCGGUUGUGGCCUACUUGAGAUAAAAAUCGUAACUAUCGUUGACUUUUCUGUCCCAAUAAACUUAUCGACGGUAACUCACCUAAUCGGUAUACGCUGUCUGUCAAUGGGAGGCCGUAUAGCUAACCAGCGAUAGAAGUUUGUAUGGAAAAUGUAAUUCACGCGUCCCAAUAUAAAGCGAUAAGAAUGACUUAUCGGGUAUAUUGGGACAGCUUCAGAUUAUUGACAGCUAAUUACUGACAGAAUAAGGUAGUGAUUUAUCUCUAUAUGUAGAUAGUAUAUUGGGACCGGCCGUAAGACUAUAUAUUUUUGCUUUGCUGUUAUAAAAAAAACUUUGAUACUAUUUGUGUUUAAAGUUAUUGACGUAACUUUCUUAGACUUCUUAAAUUAAUGUUUCAUAGGGCAUCGUAGUUUGGUUUUGUUUAAUGACCGAUAAACAAAAAAAAGCACACUCUGUAUAAAAAUGGGACAUGUAUUUUUACGUAAGUAUACUAUAAUCAUGUUAUAUUCAGGUAUAAAAUGAGUAAUAAUAUUUAAAUUCAUUUCCAUAAUAUGUUAGCUUCAAUUCUCAUGCUGUUUUGUUCUAAAAAUAAACGAAACUCUAAUUCAGUUUUAAAUUAUGUCUAUUUAAACUCAUACUACAUAGAAAAUACUUUUUAUUAAGGUGAUAAGAGUACAAGUUUAUUGUAAUUCAUUUCCUAGUUCAAUUGUCAAAGUGUAAAUCAAUCGACAGUAGUAGUUAUCGAGGUUGGUAUAUUAGUUUUUGAUAAUAUUUAUAUAAAAACGUGACUUUUCACACAAUUUUCAAUCAAUUGUAUCACUUACGGAUUUUUAUGUAAGUACGUAUAUUGUAAUAAAUAUAUCAUUAUUUGGCGCAUAUAAGAGCCUUUUGUAUGUUUGGUAAGGUGAAAAAUUGCCAAUUGCCAUGCCACAACCGACACCCGGACACGUGUCUAGUCACGCGAGCCCAUGAUAUUCCGAACCGAAUUAAUCGAAGGAAUGCUUCAUAUUAGAGUUAUAAGUCAUAUUAGAAUAAUAUGAUUUCUACGUUCUGUUAUUACCUAUCUAUCUUUUCCUCCUGUUUUUUUGUUUGUUUAUAUUUGUUCUCAUGUUAACAGACCUACCUGCGUAACUGGUGUUUACUUUUGCUAUUCGCUUGACUAUCGGGAACAUAUUAUGUAAAACAUGCAUUUUCCUAUGGUUGAAUGAAUUCAGUUAAGUUUUUUCGGACGUAGUUUAUUAUGUGUUUCUCUCCUCAGUGCUAGAAGGUUAAUAAUCCUAACGUAUACUCACGGCCUUACAAAUAAACUUUUCCGUUAAAUUGUUUAAAUGUUACUGCUAUGGUAAAUAUAGUGUAAUUUUGUGUAAUGAUUGUAAAUAAUAGAUCAAUACGAUUGGUGCUAAAGGUAUAAAAGGUGCUAUUAAGUAAAUCUCUUCAUAGAAAAACUGUUUGAUUGUUAUUUAUGGAAUCGAUAAAAAAUAGUAUUAUUAAUGAAAUUAUUAUUAUGUUAGAUAGCGAUUGAUUCUAUUUGGUUAAACAAUUUAUUUUUAUUUUUUUAACAUAAUAUGUGCUUUUCAUGUACAUUUUGAUCAAAUGUAUCUACUAUUAAGGAAUUUUUACAAAUGAAUUGUUAAGAGUGGCAUUUGAUUUAUAUUUUUCAGUGUACAAUAUGUAAGGCCACGUGUAUUUUACAGAUUUUAUAUUGAAAUAAACAUUUAUUACUCA